Poecilia reticulata (guppy) is the source of this 2030-nucleotide messenger RNA. RefSeq names its product engrailed homeobox 2b (gene en2b). NCBI's taxonomy places the organism in Eukaryota, Metazoa, Chordata, Actinopteri, Cyprinodontiformes, Poeciliidae. The record is from RefSeq and is a predicted model, not a curated record. Gene Ontology annotation, molecular function: DNA-binding transcription factor activity, RNA polymerase II-specific; RNA polymerase II cis-regulatory region sequence-specific DNA binding. Gene Ontology annotation, cellular component: nucleus. Gene Ontology annotation, biological process: neuron differentiation; multicellular organism development; regulation of transcription by RNA polymerase II.
CUCGUGUAAGGAAAAGGAAAAACUAAAUAUAUAUGUAUGCUUUUAUUUCUUAUUAUGUUGGUUUUUGUCCUAAUUUAUGCACUUCAUGUAUUGGAGACAUAAUUAAAUGUUGAUGACAUUUGAGGAUAUUUUUUCAAUGUUUUUUGUGGAAUCCCAGCCUCACCCAGACUCUGCCUCCAGUGGCCCCCGGGUAAAUUGAGUUUGAGGCCCCUGCUCUGUUCUCCCUUUCGUUUCUCUUUUCUUUUCUUUUGGGCACAAAUAACGUGUCCAUUAGAUUUGAUUUAAACCCAAAGCAAUUUCUAAAUGUGUAAACGUGAAUCUUGUCCAGUCCCUGAUCUGCCAUAAUUAAUUUAUAAUGCAUGUCAUCAAAAGUCUAGCCGUCCUUUACAGCAGAAGGUUCCUACACUGACAGUCAAUCUGACUGUCUUAUCCAAACACAAUGAAACAAGGACUUAAUAUUCUGAAUCUCUGACAUGUUCAUUGAUGCAGAUAUUUCACUUUGAGACAUGAACUAAGAAUUUUGAGAAAUAAACUGGAUUCUGUAGGAAAUCCGUGGUGUUUUGAUUCAUACAAAUUGUUUUGAGAAAUGCAUUUAAUGUUUUGUAAAUGUAGAAAAUGAUUCGAGAAAUCAACAUGAUACAUAUUCUGUGAAUCUAUUGGUCAAAAUCACGUGUUCAUGAGGCCCGUAAUACGACGUCAGUCCAGAGUCCUGCAGCCAAUCAGAAAUCAGACCCAAAAUUGUUUAGUGGAAGAUUUGAGCGGCAUUUUCAUCAAGAGGAUUUGGUGCAGCAGGAAGAUUCUCUAACUGAGCUGGAGCUGGAGCAGUCUGCAGCUUUCACACUUUGGUUCGUUUGUUUCAAUGUAACAGGUAGUUUGUGCUGCAGUGGAGUGAAGGAGUGAGAGCAGAGAGGAGAGGGAUGCUCUCAUCACAAAGAAAGCAUGAUUGUUCUGGGCCGAAAUUCACAGGCGCGUUUUCAGAACUGAACACUUUUACCUCAGAUGCAAACACACUGCCUGCUUUUCUUAUCGAAUUUUUAUUUUUCAUUCUUUCCAACGGCAUCAGCUAAUUGCUCAAAGGAAGACAGAGACUAAUCAGAAACUUGGAUCUCUUUCUUUGGAGCUUCAGCUCAUCAUCAUUAUGGAGGAAAAUGUUCAAGGAGAACGUCAGAGUCCAAAGAGCUCUGGAGAGGACCCCAACCGGGCCGUCCGGCCUCUGCUGCAGCAGCCCGGGAUUCAGCAGUCCAACCGGGUCACCAACUUCUACAUAGACAACAUCCUGAGGCCGGACUUUGGCCGAAAGAGAAAGAAAAGCACAUUAUGUGUUCGGGGAGGAUACGGGCUGGAGGAGAGGAGCGAGGUGUCAGUGAGAAAAGCUUCCAAAACGGACUCAAAGCGCGGCAGGACAGGAGGAAGGGAGGACAGCCUGGGGAAGUCCGACCACCAUGCGGAGCCUGAGGCGAGCGGUCCCGGGCAAACAGCCUGCGACUCCGGCCGAAGGGUCUCCUGCCGCAGCCCCGAGAGCAGCGAGGCCCCGGCGGCUCCUGCGGCCCCAGCAGCCAAGCCGAUGCUGUGGCCGGCCUGGGUUUAUUGUACCAGGUACUCCGACCGGCCUUCAUCAGGGCCCAGAUCCCGCAAACCAAAGAAAGCUCCGACCCCGAGCAAGGAGGACAAGCGGCCCCGGACGGCCUUCAGUGCCGAGCAGCUGCAGCGGCUGAAAGCGGAGUUCCAGAAGAACCGCUACCUCACCGAGCAGCGGAGGCAGAACCUGGCCCUGGAGCUCAGCCUCAACGAGUCUCAGAUCAAAAUCUGGUUCCAGAACAAGCGGGCCAAGAUUAAAAAGGCCACCGGGAAGAAGAACUCUCUGGCGGAGCACCUGAUGGCGCAGGGGCUGUACAACCACUCCGCCGGCCGAGAGGCGGAGGCCCGUUCCGACAGCGACUGAAGCCAUCACACCACCAGCAUCCUGAGGCUCUGGAUGCUCUGGCUGCUCUGGAUGCUCUGGCUGCUCUGGAUGCUCUGGAUGCUCUGGA